AUGGGUAAUGACGAUGAUCAUGGAGGAUCGACUGCCUUGCUCCCGUUGUUCUCCCUCCUCUCCUCGGCUUCCUCUUCCUCUUCUUCCGCUUCGAGCUCAAGCCUCCAAAUACGUAGAGUAUUAAAAGCCCCGGGCCGGCCCAUUGCGAUUCGUGCGGAUCAAAUCACCGAUACUAAGACCACUCUCGUCGUGCGCCCCCAAGGCGAUGCCCAAUCUGCCGUGGCGUACAAGAUCGAAGACCUCGAUGGAGUUACCCUCUUCACCGCCACCGGCCGCAAGUUCUCGCACCGUCCUUGCCGCGAAUUCCGCGAUGCCUCGGGCCUUCCGCUGUUUGAGCUGCACCGACGCCUCUCUUUCCGCAACAAUUGGUCCGUCACGCUCCCGGGCUCGUCCCUCAAGGAUAAAACCUACUCGCCACUGGCUACGGGUUCGCGGCGUCGCGCAAGUCGCCGAUCGGCCGCUUCCUUUGGCUCGACCACGCGCGGGGGAAACUUCACCAUCACCUUUGAUAAUGUCGCCGCCGUGGACGGCAAGCAGCCGGAGGAACGGGCAAUGACCCUAGAGGUGCAGCGGCAUGGGAAUGUCCUCGCGCUGUUCGACAUCGUCGAUGGGGAUCGUAAGAUCGCGGAAGUGAGGGAAAGUAUCCGCCAUAACGAGAAGCUGGCCUUGAUGCCGGCCUCGCGCGUGGGCUACAGGCCUGUGUUGGAUGUCAUUGUGACACCCGGGGUGGAUUUGGCUUUGGUUGCGACCAUCGCGGUCAUUGCGUCAGACACGGUUUUUGCAUCGAAUGAUUGA
This is a messenger RNA of Aspergillus uvarum CBS 121591, 795 nucleotides long. RefSeq lists its product as uncharacterized. The record is from RefSeq and is a predicted model, not a curated record. Lineage: Eukaryota; Fungi; Ascomycota; Eurotiomycetes; Eurotiales; Aspergillaceae. Bases 1 to 795 code for a protein of 264 amino acids. The transcript is spliced from 3 exons.